Mollisia scopiformis is the source of this 1932-nucleotide messenger RNA. RefSeq names its product alcohol oxidase. Bases 1 to 1932 code for a protein of 643 amino acids. The record is from RefSeq and is a predicted model, not a curated record. The transcript is spliced from 3 exons. NCBI's taxonomy places the organism in Eukaryota, Fungi, Ascomycota, Leotiomycetes, Helotiales, Mollisiaceae. Gene Ontology annotation, molecular function: flavin adenine dinucleotide binding; oxidoreductase activity, acting on CH-OH group of donors.
AUGAAGAUAUCCAACUUCAUCGUGAGGUCAGCCUCGAUCCUCGCGGUCGCCCUGCCAUUUGUGUCAGCCACCCCAGUGACAGCAAGAGACCAGCUCGAAUAUGAAUAUAUCGUCGUGGGAAGCGGAGCAGGUGGCGGACCACUGGCCUGUCGAUUAGCCAUGGCAGGCCAUAAUACCCUUCUAAUCGAAGCCGGCAAUGACCAGAACGGCAACAUCAACAUUUCCGUGCCAGGUUAUCAAGCCGUCGUCACGAAUGAUCCAAAAUUAAGAUGGGACAUGUUCGUCAACCAUUAUCAGGACCAAGAACGAGCUAUGCAAGACCCGAAGUAUACAUGGGAAGUGGCUCCGUACCAGUACCACGUAGGCUCAGACCCUCCUCCGCCUGCUGGUGCAAAGCCCCUUGGAAUUCUGUACCCUCGGGCCGGUACGCUCGGCGGUUGUGUAACUCAUAAUGCCCUUAUUUUGAUUACACCACAUGCUAGCGAUUGGGAUAAUAUUGCUAGUAUUACUGGAGAUGAGUCGUGGGCAGCUGUUAAUAUGAAUCAAUACCUGGACAAGGUUUAUGAAUGGCUUCCGGUUGAGCCUACAGAUCCAACUAUCCUUCUUUCAGAUCUUCAACUUACGCAGCAUCUCGCGGGGGGUGCAGCUGUUAUGGGAGUAGGACCAGACCCUCUCGCCGCAGUAACAGGUCUAACCAACACACUCCUCAACGACCCAAACAGCAGACUCAACCCAGCACGGGAUUCCACCGAAGGCUUUUUCCAAAUCCCCCUGAUCAUGGAAUCUGGAACCCGUACAGCAGUCCGAGACUUCAUCGCCGACACAGUCCAAAAAGGCUACCCGCUCACCAUACGCCAAAACUGCCAUGUAACCAAAAUCAACUUCGAUAACUCCACCACCCCCCAAGCCACCGGCGUGAAUUUCCUCGACGGCAACUCUCUCUAUCGAGCCAGUCCCCUCAGCGGCGGCACCAGCACACCCGGCUCCGCCACCGCAACGAAAGAAGUGAUCAUCUCAGGAGGAGCUUUUAGCACCAUCCAACUACUAAAACUAAGCGGCAUCGGCCCAGCCUCCGAACUCCAACAAUUCAACAUCUCCGUGGUUAGCAACCUCCCCGGCGUCGGCCAAAACAUGCAAGACCGCUACGAGAUCCCCGUGAACGUCAAACACAACAACUCCUUCCCGAUCCUCAACGGCUGCACCUUCGAUUCCAAACCCGACGAUGCGUGCUUAACCCGCUGGCAGGAUAACCCCUACAUCCUCGCCCAGCGCGGCGCGUAUGCCACCAACGGGUUAGCUGCCACCAUGGGCGUGCGCUCAAACUACGCUUCGACCACUGAUCUCGACCUGUAUAUCUUCGCCGGGCCGGUAGAUUUCACGGGCUACUUCCCGGACUGGAAUGACGCCGCUGUAGCCGACCAUCAGCACUUCUCGUGGUACACCUUAAAAGCACAUACGCGGAAUCAAGCUGGGACGGUAGAAUUACGUUCUGCGGAUCCGCUUGAUACCCCAGUGAUCAAUUUUAACUAUUUUGAUACGGGGACGACGGCGGGGGGUGCGGAUGAGCUGGAUUUAUUGGCGAUGGUGCAGGCGGUCAAUAUGUCGAGGGAGGCGUUGAGAAGGUAUUAUGAUUAUGAUGUUUUGGGGGGGACGGCGUUUGUGGAGGUGGAGCCGGGGGAGGAGGUGCAGAGUACGGAGGAGGUGGGGGAGUAUAUUAAACAGAGGGCGUGGGGGCAUCAUGCUUCUUGUACGGCUGCGAUUGGCGCAGAUGAUGAUCCAAACGCGGUGCUAGAUUCACAAUUCCGGGUCCGGGGAGUCCAAAAUUUGAGGGUAGUAGAUGCGAGCGUCUUCCCCCGAAUCCCCGGGAUAUUCAUCCAAGCUCCUAUUUUCAUGAUAAGUGAGAAAGCGGCGGACGUCAUAUUGAAUGGCUGA